UGUAAACAAACGCGAAUUGGAGUUAAAAUAUACGGUUGCGGAUUUAUUCGACAUGAAUACUUUAAAUUUCGAUUUAUUACCUGGACAAAGGCCACAUAAAAACAUAUUGAGCAUUUUUGAAGAGGAAAAAAGGACUUCACAUGGAUAUGUACGGGUCAGUGCACCAAUGGUGCGCUAUAGCAAGUUGGAGUUUAGGCGGUUACUCCGUCAGCAUGGAGUAAAAUUGGCGUUCACGCCUAUGGUCAUUGCAGAUUCAUUUAUUCAUAGUCAAAAAGCCCGUGACAAUGAAUUUACUACCUGUUUAGAGGAUGUUCCAGUCAUAUCACAAUUUGCAGCCCGUGAUGCAUACGAGUUUUCCGUAGCGUCCCAAUUAAUAUAUCCAUAUGUUGAUGGUGUAGAUCUUAAUUGUGGCUGCCCACAGUCAUGGGCUAUAUCAAAAGGUUAUGGUUGUGGACUCCUGCGGCACCCGGAACUUGUUUGUGAUAUUGUAAAAACAACUAGACGUGUGUUACCACAAAACUUUAGCAUAUCAGUGAAACUUCGUCUACUUAAUGGCGCUGCUGACGAAUCAAUUAAGUCUACAGUGGAACUGGCGCGACAGCUGGAAAAAUGUGGUGCUACUUUUUUAACACUACAUGGUCGAACAAUGUGGCAGAAAACAUCGGAUCCUCUUAAUAUAACCGCUAUGGCUGAGAUAAAAAAAUCCAUUCAGGUUCCACUAGUAGUAAAUGGCAAUGUACGUAGCUGGGAAGAUGCGAGGGAUUUGCAUGCCAAAACACAGGCUGACGGGGUUAUGGCGGCAAGAGGAUUGCUUUCAAAUCCAGCGCUUUUCGAUGAAAAACUUCAAGAAAGGGAUACCCCGGAGGAAUGUGUGCAACAAUGGUUGGAUAUUGCGAUUCGCGCAGGUGAAAAUAUACACUUCCAAUGUUUCCAUCAUCAUCUUACAUUUAUGUGGAGCACCCAUAUGAAACGUAAAUUACGUUUGGAGUUCAAUAAUUUCACUAGUAAGCAACAAGUAUUUGACUUUUUUGAGGAACGGUACGGUUUGAGGCCACUUGCGGAAUCGUACAGUAGUCCUUUCCAGUAUACCGACUGCGUUUAUCCAAAAGUUGGAGAUGUAUCAAAUGUCGUUGCAGUUUCUGAGAAUAAUACUUGGAAUGAAAACUCUAAUGGGAAAUUUUUUAAUGAAUUCAAAGAAAACGAAAUAUCGAAAGAACAAGAUGAUUUUGAAUUGGAGGGCAGCUUUUUCACAGAGUUAGACUGAUAGCCACUUGGCAAAUAAGUAAACAGACAAAAGUAAAGUAAAUAAUAAAAUAAAAAUUUUAAGAGAGAAACAAAUAAAUAUUUUAAAAUAAAUUCGGAUU
Molecule: messenger RNA, 1364 nt
Organism: Anastrepha obliqua
Lineage: Eukaryota; Metazoa; Arthropoda; Insecta; Diptera; Tephritidae
Gene: Dus4
Product: tRNA-dihydrouridine(20a/20b) synthase [NAD(P)+]-like
Exons: 1
Coding region: 53-1264 (403 amino acids)
Biological process (GO): tRNA processing
Molecular function (GO): flavin adenine dinucleotide binding; tRNA dihydrouridine synthase activity
Source: RefSeq, a predicted model, not a curated record